AUGGCCGAUUUCUAUGAAAAUGAAGUAUUUCGUAUGGAAGAGGCUGUUGGAUAUGCCUCUACCCUCAAAAAGCCAAAUUUGACGCAGAUCGCGGAGGAAUAUGCUAUUUCGUAUUAUACUCUGUACCGCCGAGUCCGUCAAAAAUCAACGCCCAGAAUUCAACGAAAACCACAAAAUAAGGCUUUAAAUGACGUCCAAGAGAAAGCUUUAUCCUUCUGGAUUCGAUCAUUGGAUGAAGCUUUUAUCCCUCCGACACCAAAUAUUAUAGAACAGUGGGCAAAUCUGACUCUUGCCCGAUCGGGAACAUCAGACCGAACAGUCGGAAAAAACUGGGUUUAUCGCUUUAUUCAACGUUUCCCGGAUGUUGAUUUUGAGAUGAGACGACAGAAGAUUCCACGUCUUGCCGGUGAAGAACAUGGAGAGCGAGUUACUGUCGCAGAAUGUAUUGCGGCUGAUGGUUGGAGAAUGGAACCCCUUGUUAUCUUUAAAGGACGCCAUCAAAUGGAGGCUUGGUAUGAUACCAAAUUACCUGAGGAGUGGAUGACUGCAACUAUUGAGAAAGGCUAUAUGGUUGAUGAACUUGCUGUGCUUUGGAUCAAAGAAUUUGACCGUCAAACGCAGUAUUGUGUUAAGCAAGGCGAGCAAAGAAUUCUUUUAGUUGAUGGCUGUGGCUCAUAUCUGACAUUUGAAUUCUUAAACUCUGCUGAAAAAGCUGGUAUUAAGAUCUUUGGUUUUCCACUAAAUAAGAUAAAUUAUAUUCAACCUUUGGAUGGUAAGCCAUUUUUGGCUUAUAAGGCUUAUUUUCGUUAA
This is a messenger RNA of Penicillium angulare, 810 nucleotides long. Its product is annotated as transposase. The record is from RefSeq and is a predicted model, not a curated record. Gene Ontology annotation, cellular component: nucleus. NCBI's taxonomy places the organism in Eukaryota, Fungi, Ascomycota, Eurotiomycetes, Eurotiales, Aspergillaceae. Gene Ontology annotation, molecular function: DNA binding. The coding region runs from base 1 to 810 and encodes 269 amino acids. The transcript has 2 exons.